Molecule: messenger RNA, 618 nt
Organism: Hyaloscypha bicolor E
Lineage: Eukaryota; Fungi; Ascomycota; Leotiomycetes; Helotiales; Hyaloscyphaceae
Exons: 2
Coding region: 1-618 (205 amino acids)
Source: RefSeq, a predicted model, not a curated record
AUGGACGCACUGGGCUCCGCCAAAUUUCAGUUCAGUCACACUCCCGAUAACCUCGCCUGCUUCGACGCACGGUGGGAAAGCUACAUCGAACAAGGGCCUGCGGCUAUCCCGUACUUGCUCGAAUGGGGGAAGUUUACGAUGCUCAGGAGCCUUUGGUACGAGGCUGAUGGGGACAAUGCCUAUAUUGAAUGCUUCUUCCCUGACUGCAUUGCCAACACGUUGAAACUGUAUGCCAAAGAGACGUUGGAGGAAUUGGCUUUGUUGUUAGGUCCAAUUGGGAGAUUGUGGAGAAGUGGAAGGAGGUGGUUGAUGUCAGGGCGAUUGCGAGCUGGCACUGAGCCAUUUGCGGGAAGAGCAAGCGAGGAUAUUGUUUGCCAGGUUUCAGAUGGCAGGAAAAGGGGGGAGUUGAAGAACUUGAACGAAGUGGUGUUAAGAAAUCUCGAUGAAAGAGAUGAUGAUAAGGUAGCGACCGUGGAUGUUGUGAAGAGUGAUUGCGAGGAAACAUGUAUCAUGGUUGAGUUGAAGGAGGUAAGUGGGAAGGUCUCAUUUCACGAGGAGAUGAGGAGUCUGGUCGAGCGGCCUGCUAUCUGUGCAAAUUACCCAAGGAAAGAGGACUGA